UAGAGGAGGAGAAAAAGCUGCGGAAUAUGGCUGUCGAUGUCAAAUAAUUAACGCCAAAAUAUUCCAACAAAUGAUAGCCAUAGCCACCACCUUGUUGGUUCCAAGAGUCAUUAUAUUUGUACUGAAAAACCACCACCCACUACAACGGGCUUCGGCGGCUUGAUUCUCUUGCCGUCAAACUCAAAACAAGAACAUGAAGACCAAGGCGACUCAACAAUGGCUUCUGGUCUUGCAUGUGCUUGCUUCCUUCUUCUUCUUCUUCAUCCUUCUUACCAGCUCCUCGUCACAAGAACUUGCAGAUUCCAGCGAUCCUGUUAAGAACGCCACAAGGAUUGAUUGUGGAGUAAUAAAGGGUUCCGGGGACGAGAAGACCCCAUCUGAUUACCAAUACGAUGAUGGAUUCGUUGAACACGGCAAGGGGCUUAACUUAUCAUCGAAUUACAACAAAGAAGAGAUUGGCAAUCAGCUGAGGACAUUAAGAAGCUUUCCAGAAGGGAAAAGGAAUUGCUACAGAGUGCCCACAGAAAGAAACGCAUACUACCUCGUGCGGGCAUUCUUCGCAUAUGGAAACUACGAUAGUAAAACAUCCUUUGAUUUGUACAUUGGUGUCAAUUACUGGGCAACAAUUAGCAAAGAGGAUGGAGACAUUGUACGUCACGAGGUCAUUCAUUUCUCUCCAACUGAUGACAUCAAUGUGUGUCUUGUGAAAACGGACGACGGAAUACCCUUCAUUUCACUGUUGGAAGUAUGGCCAUGGCAGAAUUCUAGGUAUGAUCAGUUAGCUUCGAGUUUGCUCAGACUAAUGUCACGCUCCAAGCUGGGUAUGUCUGAAGAUGAUACUACAUCAGAUGAUAACUAUGGAAGGUCCUGGUUCAAUAGAAAGAUGGACAACUCGGUGCGAAUCAGUUCUUCAUCUGCGGCUAUUGACAGUAAUACGAGUGACAAUGUAUACGACCUGCCAAAAGAAGUGUUGACUAGUGCAGUUCAGUCUAUUCAUGCAUCUUCUUCCUUAGUUAUCCACAUGGAUAGAUGCUGUAAUACUGGCCAUGAUUAUUAUGUGUACCUUCAUUUUUAUGAUUCGUGA
Molecule: messenger RNA, 1084 nt
Organism: Prosopis cineraria
Lineage: Eukaryota; Viridiplantae; Streptophyta; Magnoliopsida; Fabales; Fabaceae
Product: putative leucine-rich repeat receptor-like serine/threonine-protein kinase At2g19230
Exons: 3
Coding region: 194-1084 (296 amino acids)
Source: RefSeq, a predicted model, not a curated record